AUGCCAUUUGCUUCAUUUGUUGGUGUCAGUCAGCAUAGGAAGUCCAUACUUUUGGGACGUGCUUUUAUAUCUAGUGAGGAUAUAACAAGUUACAAAAUGGUGCUCUCUACAUGGCUUGGGGAUCUAAACAAUGUUCGUCCAUUAGCUAUCAUGACUGACCAAUGUGAUAGUAUUAAGGCUGCCAUCAAUACAUUAAUGCCAAAUACGGUACAUAGAUAUUGUAUAUGGCACAAAUUCGCAAAGUUGCCUACGAAGUUAAGUAGAGUUCUUGAUGGUAAGAUUGCAAAGGCAGAAUAUAAGGCUUUAGUCCUUGAUAACAUUAACGUUGCUGAGUUUGAGAGAAGAUGGACUGAUUAUAUUGUAAAAUAUAACUUAGAUGGAAGGGAUUGGUUUUAUAAGCUUUAUUUGGAGAAGGAAAAAUGGGUUCCUGUAUACCUAAAUGACCACUUUUGGGCUGGGAUGUUGUCCACGCAAAGAAGUAAAGGAAUGCAUGCUUUCUUUGAUGGAAUCAUUACCCGCCAAAGCACUUUGAAGCUAUUUGUUCAGCAAUAUGAGUUAGCCAUAAGAGCUAAGUUCGAGAAAGAAUUGGAAGCUGAAUAUAGGUCAAGGUGCUUUAAACCAAAAUGUUUAUCUGAAGUCGCAUCGGAGGAAAAACUUCAAGCAUGUUAUACUCGUGAAGUGUUUGAAUAUUUUCAAGUACAGUUCAAGGAAACUGUACCAUUGUGA
Nicotiana tabacum (common tobacco) is the source of this 726-nucleotide messenger RNA. Its product is annotated as protein FAR1-RELATED SEQUENCE 5-like. The record is from RefSeq and is a predicted model, not a curated record. Lineage: Eukaryota; Viridiplantae; Streptophyta; Magnoliopsida; Solanales; Solanaceae. Gene Ontology annotation, biological process: regulation of DNA-templated transcription.